Molecule: messenger RNA, 984 nt
Organism: Eimeria necatrix
Lineage: Eukaryota; Apicomplexa; Conoidasida; Eucoccidiorida; Eimeriidae
Product: CAM kinase, CDPK family CAM kinase TgTPK5, putative
Exons: 9
Coding region: 1-984 (327 amino acids)
Biological process (GO): peptidyl-serine phosphorylation; protein autophosphorylation; intracellular signal transduction
Cellular component (GO): nucleus; cytoplasm
Molecular function (GO): calcium ion binding; calcium/calmodulin-dependent protein kinase activity; calmodulin binding
Source: RefSeq, a predicted model, not a curated record
AUGUCUUCUUCCGGCAAAGACAAGGCACGUCUUGUAGAUCCUUUUAGUGAGAACAAUGACCAGAUGCUUCGCCGGCUCAUUGAUGAAGGCUUUACCAGUAUCAGCCACGGGAAAAACCGAGUUAACCUCAUGCAAGCUGGCACUGGCUUAGAAUUUGUUUUCAAGAGGCUUCAGCCAGUCGUACCUCUACCUGACCGCGAGUGGUACUCCGCAGUUUUUAGGAACUAUGAUGUGGACCGAGACGGCGAGAUCGACCGCGAGGCGUUUGAAGACAUAAUCUUGCAGUACCACGCACAUCAUUACGAGAAGGUUUUUCAAAACAGCAGACGUCCAGGCCAAACGCAACUUGCAUCGUACAUUAUGUUUCCAGCGCAUCACGGCGUCUGUCAGGUUUUUAAAGAUUACCAAUUUGGCGACGUUGUUGGGAAGGGUAGCUUUGGCAAAGUCCAGCUGGUGACGCACAAGAAAACAGGCGCGAAGAGAGCUUGCAAAACUAUUGCAAUCCAGUCACCGGAACAGUGGAAGCUUAUUAAAUCCGAGGUGGAACUACUGAAAGCGUUGAAUCACCCCAACAUCAUGAAGCUCUUUGAGACGUAUCAAGAUGGUUACACCAUUUAUCUUAUCAUAGAGCUCUGUAAGGGCGGGCCACUGUUCGACCGCAUUGUUCGGCACUACGAGGUGAUGCGAAGUCCACUUACAGAGGAACAGGUCUGCGUUUGGAUGAGGCAGAUCUUGUCCGCGUGCUCUUACUGUCAUGAGAAAGGCGUUGUUCAUCGAGACUUAAAGCCAGAAAAUAUACUUUUUGUAGAUGUGCAUGCUGAUUCACCUCUCAAGAUAAUCGAUUUCGGGCUCAGCGGCACCCUCAAUCGGCUUCGCGAGACGGCCACGGAGGUUAAAAGGCGGUUCGGAGUUAGCGCUUCUAUAGCGAAGCUGUUUCCAAUAAUGAGCGGGAAAAAUAUCAUCCCAUGGUACUUGCUCUACUAG